CCUCCCCCUCCCUCCCCCUCCCCGGGCGGGCGCGGCGAUUGGUCCCCGGCUGCAGCUCCCUCGGCCGCCCCGCUCGCCCUGCUGGCUGCCGGAGGGGCUGAGCGGCCGCCGCGGCCUCGGAGCAGCCACGCGGAAGGCAGCGGAGCCGGAGCCGUCAGGAGGUGCCGGAGCCCGCAGGGCUCCUGCUGCUCCCCCUCGUAUGACUCCCCGCCUGGAUUUAUAGCCAGUGGAAUAUCAUGGACUGAAGAAAUUCACCCUCCGGUUUUUGCCUUCUCGAUUUUCCCUUUUUUUUUUAAAGGAAAGCUCUUUUUUUUUUUAAUGAUAACAUUUUGCUUUUUUUUUUUUUUUCCUUUUUCAUCUUUCUUUGAAAAUAAAAAUUGAGUCGCCUCAUCUCGUGAGAAGAUGGGGAGGAAAAAGAUCCAGAUCCAGAGGAUUACGGAUGAAAGGAACCGGCAGGUGACCUUCACCAAGCGGAAGUUUGGGCUGAUGAAGAAGGCCUACGAGCUGAGCGUCCUGUGUGACUGCGAGAUCGCCCUCAUCAUCUUCAACCACUCCAACAAGCUCUUCCAGUACGCCAGCACAGACAUGGACAAGGUGCUGCUCAAGUACACCGAGUACAACGAGCCCCACGAGAGCCGGACCAACGCGGACAUCAUCGAGACCUUGAGAAAGAAAGGCUUUAAUGGUUGCGAGAGUCCGGAACCCGACGGGGAAGACUCCAUCGACCAGAGCCCCCUGACGGAGGACAAGUACCGCAAAGCCAGCGAGGACCUGGACAACUUCUUCAAGCGCUACGGUUCCUCCGUUCCUGCUCCCAACUUUGCCAUGCCUGUGACGGUGCCAGUGAGCAACCAGAGCGCCCUGCCCUUCAGUAGCCCCGGGGGCUCCCUAGUGACCCCCUCGUUAGUGACCUCCUCCUUGACCGACCCGCGAUUGCUGUCCCCGCAGCAGCAGCCGGCCCUCCAGCGCAACACGGUCUCCCCGGCCCUCCCGCAGCGGCCGGCCAGUGCAGGGGCGAUGCUCGGAGGGGAGCUCGGCAACACGAACGGCGCCUGUCCCAGCCCCGUGGGCAAUGGCUACGUCAGCGCCAGGGCCUCCCCGAAUCUCCUCCCCGUCUCCAAUGGAAACAGUCUCGGCAAGGCCGUCCCGGCGAAGUCGCCCCCACCGACUGCCCAGCACAGCAACCCUCUGGCCACCAACAUCCGCAAGCCGGACCUCCGCGUCAUCACCUCCCAGGGCGGGAAAGGCCUCCUGCACCACCUGCAGAACGCCCAGAGGCUCAUGGUGUCUCAAGCCACACAUUCUUUGACCACCCCAGUCGUUUCGGUGGCCACGCCCAGCCUGCUGACCCAGGGGCUGCCCUUCUCGGCGAUGCCCACGGCAUACAACACAGACUACCAGCUGAGCAGCGCGGAGCUCUCCUCCCUCCCGGCCUUCAGCUCGCCCACCGGCCUGUCCCUGGGCAGCCUCUCCGCCUGGCAGCCGCAGCAGAUGCAGCAGCCGCAGCAGCAGAUCCCGGUCUCCCUCAGCAACCUGAUACAAGGAAGCCACCUGCCCCACACGGCUGCUGCCACGGCCUCCGCUUCUGCCGCCACCUUGACCGUCAACACCAGCCCCAGCAUCAGCAUCAAGUCAGAGCCCAUCUCGCCCAGCCGGGAGCGCAACAGCGGCACCCCGCUCUCCUCCUCCUCCUUCCCCCACCAGGCCCGCCACGAGCCCAGCGGACGCUCGCCCGUGGACAGUCUCAGCAGCAACGCCAGCUCCUACGAGGGCCCCCCCGAGCGGGAGGACCCCUCCCGGGCCGACUUUGGCUCCUCCCUCGGGCUCCUGAGACCCAGCGCCGAGGCCGAGGGGGAGAACCCCUCCAUCAAACGCAUGCGCUUGGACGCCUGGGCCACGUAACUGCCCGCCACGUGGCCCCCUCUUUCCUGCGGGGGGCUCUCGGCUCCCCACCCCCUGCGGUUGUGUCGGAGGGAGGGCAGUGGAAAAGGAGGAGGGAGGGGGGAGGGGAGGCAUGGGGAGGGGGGGGCUUAUUAUCAACUGCCUGAAAAAAAUAGCUUUAGGAUUUUGUAGGCAUCUGUUCUAGAACCUUAUGCAGUAGGAAAAGACCCCCCCCCCGAGGGUCUUCCAGGAACAGCCAUCUUGGUCCAGGGACUCUGGCGAUGGCUGGCUCUGCCAGGGGGUCAGGGGGGGAAUGGGGUGGAGGUCUCCCUUCGGCCAUUUCUGGUCCUGAUUGAGAGAGGAGAGUGCCUUUGGGUGUCCCAGGGGGCUGAGAGAGGGGAGGGGGGCCAUGGUCCAGCACCAUCUCCUCCCGAGCGGCCGCUUUGAGGCAGGAGAGGAAGGGUCGAGCCUGCCAGGGCAGCAGCCCCCCUCCUGCUCCCUUGGGAGGCUCUCCGGCUCAAGGGAGGCUGGAGAAACGCAAUAGCUUUUGAGGACGGGGGAGCUCGCUCCUCCUCUCUCUCCAAACUUUUGAUAAUCUGGGGCACAGGGUUUUUUCCCCCUUGGAUCAAAGCCCCCUCGCUCACACGCUCCAAAACCCCCGGAAACCUUUCCCAGGCCCCCACUUGUCCGGCCCUCGUCAGCCGGCUCCUUUCCGUGGGAGGGGCAGGGCAGGGCCCAUGUUGCACCGCAGCAGCACAAGAAAGCCUGGAGACAGCUGGAGGGGGGGGGGAGUUGGCAGGGGCAAUCAGUCAGUGAUGCUAUUGUGGGGUGGGUCCCCCCCCCCAUUUGCUGGAGGGAUGAAAGCUGCAGUAUUUGCUUGGGGGGGGAACCUUUUCACACACUGCAUGGUUCACACUAAAGACGCUGCAGCUGUCAGAGCUUUUCCUGUGAUUUUCAACCCCCAAAGUCCCCCCCCCCUCUCGGUCCAAUGAAAGGGCCGCUUGUUUCACUUCUGAGUCGGCCGGUGGAUCAGCCUGGCCCACCUGAACCCGGCAUGAGGAGGAGCAGCAGCCGGGCGGGAGAGGGAAGAGGGCGCAGAGCAGCUGAGCCUGCCUGGACUCAGAGAGAGGGGCCUGCUCUGAGGGGAAGCAGGGGGGGCAAAGGGCCCGGCCCAAUUAAGGGGGGGCAGCAAAGCUGUGGGAGCAAGUGGGGGGGCAGCAAAGCUGGGGGGGCUAACUUCUUUCCCCUUAUGUUUGCAAAGCCCUGUGCCCCCCCCCCCCCGCGGGGAUUUAAGGAGGGAAGGGGGGUGCCGUUUGUUCGCUCAGGAAUCUUGCAUUCGCCGUGGAAGGGCUGCUGGGAAGCUCCCGAGGGGGAGUCGCCACCCCCCCCGAAGGACCAGGGUUUAGUUCCAAGUGGAAGCAUCCAAUCUUGGUGUGUAGAUCAUCAUUGCUCUGGGUUCAUCUUUAUUUGCCUUCAUUUGUGGCCGGAGUGUUGGAGCCCCGGAGGCCUCUUGGGAUUCUGAUGGGGGAGCAAAGCCCUGGGGGGGGGGGUGGCAGUGACCCUGGGGGGCUGCUGCUGCCUUGGCUUCCAUGCUUCUUUCUCCCGUUUGCCCCUCCCCCACUUCCAAUCUGGGCAUUGGAUUAGUUCCCUUUUGCCUGGAGCUCUGUGCUCUGCCCAGGAGGGCUUGUCCUGGGUGCCCUGGGCACCAACAGGAGCUCCAGAGUGGGAGGGGCAGAAGAAGACCUCCCCUGGCUGAAGCCAAUGAAUGUGAUGAGCUCCGUUCUGUCUGUCACACAGAGAGUGGCCGGCUCCCCUGGGGAGGGCUGUGCCUGAGGCACAUGGCCCUUAGGUAGGGCUUCUGGGGGGGGGCUGGGGUGUUGAGCCUCAUUGCACCCUCCUGGUGUGCAGAAAACGGGUUUGGCCUCUUGGCUAACUGCCUGGAGCCUUGGGCCACCAGCAGGAGCCACGACAGGUGGGGCACGGGGGGGGGGGGUACAUCCAAAGAAGGGGCUGCCUGAUCCAGCCACGGGAGGGGGGGUUGGGGGCAUUUGAAGAAGUCCAGAAUUGUUCCUUCACUUCUGUCCACCUGAGGUCCCCUCCGUCCAUUCUUGCAAUCCCUCCCUCUUUCUCUCCCCCCACCUCUUUCCCCCCCACCACCUCCUCAUUUUUUGAAAGACAAGCAAAAGAAUGACAAUCUACAAAAUCAAACCACCUUAUUUGUAUUUCUAUAAAUAUAUUCCUCCAGAGCUUUUAAUUUUAUUUCUUGUGUUCAUCCGUACUGUUGACAGUUACAUUGUGUAUAAUUUUUUUUUAAUUUGUAUAGGGUUUUAGUUUUAAAAAGUUAUCUAUAUAUAUAAAUAUAAAUAUAUAUUAUAUAUUUUCCAUUUUUAAAAAAAGGGGUGUUGCAACGAAACACGAAAUUGCACGAUUUAAAAUGACUUUAGUUGAAAAUGCUGCAGUUUUUAGAGCCGUGGGAGGAAACGGAGCUUAUUUAUUCUCAAAGGCUACAAAAAGUGUACAAUGCAUGAGAGAAAAACAUUUGCAAAAAAGACAAAAAAAGACAAAAAAGUGUAACCUGAACAAAGUGUAGCGUUAAAAAAUUUAAACUACAAAAACGGCUAAUAUAUAUUGUGUUUGGCUUUUGGUUUUUAACUGUUUCCUUUCUUUCUUUGAGAAUGAAAUGCAAUAGUGGAUAUUUUCCUAUAAGAAGUAUGCACUCAGAUGUUUAGAAACCAUAUAUUACUUUCUAAAAGCCUGGUUACUUAA
Messenger RNA from Thamnophis elegans (Western terrestrial garter snake), 4647 nucleotides. It is a transcript of the gene MEF2D, whose product is annotated as myocyte enhancer factor 2D. Bases 403 to 1902 code for a protein of 499 amino acids. The record is from RefSeq and is a predicted model, not a curated record. The transcript is spliced from 10 exons. Gene Ontology annotation, molecular function: protein dimerization activity; DNA-binding transcription factor activity, RNA polymerase II-specific; RNA polymerase II cis-regulatory region sequence-specific DNA binding. Gene Ontology annotation, biological process: positive regulation of transcription by RNA polymerase II; cell differentiation. Lineage: Eukaryota; Metazoa; Chordata; Lepidosauria; Squamata; Natricidae.